CAUAAAACCUAAACACGUUCCAAUAUCACCAUAAAAUGGGCAACAAGAUAAACAAAUCAAAAGCGUUUGUUAACGUACCAAAAAGAACAGCCUUAAACCAACAAACUGUUCGUUUACACCCUCGAAAACCGCGUCAAGUUAGACAAGCAAGCGAAAAUGAAGCGAUAUACAAAAGCAUCGUUUUAAUAAAGCGAUCCAAAAAGGUUCAUAUUGCUACAGGGCAUUGGUGGCUGCCGUUGCUCUCCUCUAAAGCACAACGCGUUUCCUAUCGCUCUCGGGGCCACUUUACUGCCCUGGUAUGCAAAUGACUCUAUUCUAUUCUUUGCCCUUACUUCCGUGUCGUUACGUUUUAUGUAGCUAUAAUGCAGGUGUGCAGCUGAUCUGGUAAAUUUUGCACUUUAUAGAAAUCGAAUAAAGCUAUGGUAUGUGGCACACUAGUAGUGACUCUUGGCUGGUGCUAUAUCUAGCAAAUUCGUUCUAGCUAUUUCGUUCGCUAGAAAGAUGCAAACAUAUCCUGCAGCAUGAUGAGCAUAAACCAUCAAAACCCCUCCGACAACGGUAAUCAUCCAUCGGCCAGCCACAGAAGCCACCAUGUAUGAAUGGUUGCUAAUAAUCACUGCACACUAUCGCCAGAACAAAACGUUCCUAAACCACACAUGGACACACACACACACACACACACACACACACAGAAACCCCGGGAUAAUUAAUCUUCAUCAGAGGUACAAGGAUCAGCUGAACCGGCACAGCACUACACAGCGUUCACCGGUUGGUUUAGUUGAGAAUACCGGUAAGGAAAGGACGGCAAAGAAAGAACGUGACCUGCCAACAGCGUCUUGCAGACCCUAAAUGCGUCCUUCCUUUUAUCGCGGCAUAGAAUUGCGGGAAAGCUGCUCGGGAAAUCUCUUCCACACACAGACACACACACACACAUACACACACACAAUUUGCGCUGACAGCAAGCCAUCAAAAACAUCGAACCUUUUGGUCGUCGUCGCCGUCAUACUCUGGCACAUUUAGAAGUUGCAAGAUUAUUGCUCGCUCCAGCCUCUGGUAAAAGAACAAGUAGGACCAAAUCCUCCCCACUCAUGUCCCUUGUAACCGUCAAAACCGGGUCAGUGCAAGGGCGAAAAAGAAGCAGCAGCAGCAGCAGCAGCAGAAAAAAACGAUUCUGGAAUUUAUGACCCACCAGAACGACGGCGACGUACGUUGCUCUGGUUUGCAGAAUCAGAUCGCCAGAGGGAUCCCACGUUUGGGUGGCUAGCCCCUCAAGGUUUUUGAUGUAUGUAUGUGUGUGCUUAUGUAUACCGAUGAUGAGCAGCACAUAUUAAGUAUUGCGAGAUGAAUAUUAAUGUUUUACUGCUGCUAUUCAGUCGAUGGCGGUGGUUUUGGUUGUCCUUUUAGCAUUCAUAGCCGCGCGCGCUUCAGCUUCAUUUCAUUCUGCACACAUAGAAUCUUCCUAUCAAAACAGCAUUCCCGGGACCCCGUUUUGGGGACACUCUAAUGGACCUGAUUUGAUACGACCGGUCGCCCGCGUACCUUCAUCCAUUUAUGAGUGGAGACAAUUAUUGAUUGAUUUUUCUUAACAUAUUUGUAGACAAUGGCAUCACGCAAUGGCGCCCCGGCCAGUGUGCCAAAACGUACUCUGCGUUACCUUCAAGUCAGCGCGCACUGGAGUUCUUGAGUAUAUAUAUAUAAAGCACACGGGAGAGAGUGUAUGUAAGGGGGCAUUAAGGAAAAGUGUCCCAUCCUUCGAGAUAGCACGGAGAGUGUUCAAUAGAAACAGAACCGUUAUUGUUUUUAUUAUUUAUACCGGCUCGUUCAGUUCAGACCAACAGCGCAUCAGCAGCCCGGUGGUACCACUUGUAUUCUGUCUCUCGAACCUUAUCGGGAAAGAACACCGUUCGGGUUUGUGGGACCCGCACUUAAAGCCUGCACUCUCCCGCAGACCCGCUGGGAAUGUUCGAUUAACGUUCUUCCAUAUCCUGUCCCCGCUCCAAACUGGCGUCCGAAGAUGGGACCCACACAAACAAUUCCUUGUUGCUGAUGUUGAUGAGGUGGCUCCGUGUUGCAAAAACUCGGUAGACAUUUUCAGUCCUUAUACUAUACUAACUCGGCCAAACGGGACCUGAUGCUGGUCGCCGUCAACGCCGGCUGCGUUCUUAUCAUCACGUACGCAUCGUUCGCAUCGUCGUCCCGCACAGACCAAUCAGUCCCCGGUGGAACUGGAGGGAGGGGCGCGCACCAUGGCAAAGACCCAUAUCGAGAGAGUAUCGUGUCCCCCAGUAGUUUGGAAUUGGCAAGAUAAAAGGAAUGCGAAAAUAUCUUCAAGAUGCUGUCGUCGUUGCUGCUGAGGUGGGGGGGAUCGAUGUGGCCGACCACAGAUACAUAAAAAGUGUAAAAUUAACAACCGGCCGCACCUCGCACCGUGCCGCACACAGGGAGGGAUGAAUGGAUUCUUUAACACGCAGAGUUUUUGCUUGGACCGAACAGUAAUUUAAGUGGCUGGAAGUGGGACACUGAUUCCAAAACCGAUAUAAAUAACGGAUCUUGCCUCAAACAAUUCGAAAGUAUAUAUUAACGCAGUGUGGCACACUAAAUUCUCGUUCAUUUCGUCAUUGCAAGUGGUGCGGAUUUUAAGCACGUAUUUAAUAAAAUCCAUGGUGCUUUUCUGCUAACAAAUCUAUCAAACAAGAUGGGAAGCAUCGUCGAAUUACAGCCAUCCCUGGAACUGGGGGGGAUGAAAACUGAAACGCAUAAUUAAUAGUACACCACCACCAAUCAUGCUGUUCCGGGCAGAUGAUGAAGCGAGCCGAGUGGCAUUUGCGUGGCUGACUAAACGAAACACAGUGAAGAGCAUAAAUAAGUAAUUCCUACCCGUCAGACGCUAAGCUGCGCUGCUCUCUUUCCGCCAUGCGAAGGCACACUUCACAAAGCAGGAGGAAGCUUCAUUCAGCUAGAGAUGCCAUCUACGCAAAUGACAAACAUCAAAUCAAACACACGCUCAGAAACAGGACACGCAAAUGGCCAUCCACUCAAAGGGUUCUUCCACAAUCCGUGCACAGAAGGGUGCUGCUCGUCUAUACACAACAAGAGCCCGGCUACCCAAGCUAACGACCAACCGGUGGCUUCCAAACCGUCUCCUGACCCACCCAUUGCUCCUUGGGUCGUCAAUCAAAACCCGUUGUGGUCGAUUGGCUGAGUGUGCUUUAGCUAUCUGGUCGGAAGUUUGGCUAAGAGAACUAACAUUAGCAUAAGCUUAUGGUCUCUUUACCACCCAGGUUGGGGUGUGUGUUGAAUUUGUCCUACAACAAUUGAAUUAGAUCGCGAACAAACACACACAGUUUUCGCAAUACAAUGUUUUGUUGAAAAAGUACUAAUGUAUUUUAUUUUAAAAGCUCCUCGAAAUGUCCUCCCAUCACGUGGGAUCGUCGUCAUGGUUGAUUUUUCUGCACAUCGGCCAUCAAAUUAUAAUGAGAUCAUCCUACGGCGAUAGAACGAUGACGAUGCACUGCAGCUAAGAGUCAACUGGAACUACGGUUAUGUCUUUGAAUGUCCCUGCCCCGUCCAAACCAUCUUUCACACAGCAGCGGAGGAGGGGAGCGCGGAACCGUUCAUCAUUCUCGUGACAAAACGAGACAAUACCCAACAGUGAAUCUCAACAUCCGCUCAACAUCAACAGCGAAUCUCACCAACUUACCCCUCACAAUCCACCACCCAGUGCAUUUAGUGUGUUGCACGUUGUUGUGUUUCACUGCGCUGCGUGAGCGCGACUUAUAGAUACGCAAGAUGCCAGCAACAGCAGCCACCAUCUCAGUGAUGGCCGUCAUCGCCAUUGCCAUUACAUUCCUUGCCGUAAUGGUUGGCCGGACCGAUGCGACUACAACUUCGCCGGUGCGAGUAAACAAAUGCUGCGAGAAGUUUGAGGUCGUGUACGACGGAAAGUGUACGGUCGCUUCCACCGUAAAUGCUACCGUAUGGAAGCCCGAGUUCAUUGGUCGAAAAGGCGAACGGAACGUGCAGGUCGACAACUAUCGUUUCAUCAUUGGCCUGCCGGACUGUGGCACGAAACAAAAGUUCAACAUCUACGAAUAUCACGACAGCUACGACAAAUUGAUUCUCUUUCCGGACGGUCAGCUACGGCAUCUGAUCCUGCGCCAUCAUAGUUCGAUGCAGGGCAGCGUCGGAAGCUAUCUCGAUGAGGAUUACAUCGAUGCCGGUGACAGUAAUGUGCCGCUGCUACAGUACGACUACGAGCAGGGGUUGUACUGUAUGGAUCGCGCUAUCGGAAUCGCCGGCGAGGCCGGCGGCGAACUGAUGGAGGGCUUGAUAGCGAAGGUAUGCUCACCGAAGGAGGAAACGCAUUGGACCGACAGUGAUGUGAUGCUGCGGAAGAUUAUCAACCCGAUCUGCCACGGGAUCGCAAUGAUCAUACUGCUCGUCGUGGCGAUCAUCUACUUCGUGCUGCCGACGCUGCGCGAUCUCGUCGGCAAUAUGGUGACAACGAUCACGAUGUGCUUGAUCGUGAGCCAGGCGGCCGAUCUGGUGCGCAUCUUCACCGAGUUCAGCAAUCACGUGAGUUUCCUGAUUGCGGACCUGUUCUUCUACGUCAGCCUGCUUGGCGCCUUCUUUUGGCUGAAUGCGAUGGGCUACUACAUCUGGAAGAUGUUUCGCACGCGCAACGUUUUUCUGCGGGUCAGCGACGGCCGGAAGUACUGCUGGUACUCGGGAUACGCCUGGGGCUGUACCGGUACGAUGGCGGCCAUUGCCGUGUUUGCUCACUACUUUCUCGACCUGCCCGGAAGCAAUCGUAGUGUGGCUGGUGCGGACAACCAGCAAAGCGCAAGGGAAAGCUUUUUCGAGGGACAGGACAACAUCAGCUGGCUGGGCAUUGCCGUGUUCUUUACCCCGAUCGCGUUCAUCAUCAUCGUGAACAUAUUCUUCUUCGUUACAACGCUGCGCUUCAUCAAUCGGAUGCACACGUACGGACGGAUUCAUCAUAAGCUACGGUGCAGCUUCGUGAUGUUCACGCUCAUUUUUGCCACGAUGAGCGUCUCUUGGUUGUUUCUCAUACUUUCCUGGCUGCACUUUGACGGGCUGCUGUACAUGCACAUAAUCGCGAAUGCGUUACAGGCGCCCUGCAUCCUCUACAUUUGCGUGCUGCGUCAAAAGCAUGUCACAUUCCUAGUGAAAUCGUGCUUCCGCGACCAAGCACCUCAGACGACCGAGUGGGGCGACGAGAUGACAUACAUGAACGGUGGUGAUUACUAGCGUGGUGUGUGUCUUGGGGCGCAUGAUAAAUGUAAAUGCGUACAUCGAUACUAAGCGACCUUCCCAUGAGCCGUGGUGUAAAAGUUCGAUUUCAAUCACUCACUCCAUCAAUCGUUGAUGUAAGGAUAAUUCUCAGUAAAAUUGGAGCAGAAUCCCCGUUUUGAUAUUUCAUAUGCACAAAAAAGACUACGAGUCUCAGUAAGGACAGCAAGAGGUGGACAAGUGGUGUAAUAAGUCCAUUACGACCGCACCAUUUGCACCGACGGAACCGUCCACUGGCAAAUUUUGAUUUGGUACUAGUAGUGUAAAGUUGUAGCGAGGUAUAUUAUGUUUUUUUCUUACUAUGCCAGACGAACAAGAAACAUGCAUCUCAGGCCGAUUAUACAUGCUUCCAGGCUUCCAAAUUGCAGUAUCAUAGUCAUAGUUUUUACACGCAUACGUUGCAACCGCUACCUAGCUUAGUCAUAAAGUGUAACAAGAUUAGAACAACAACGUCUCCUUGUGAAUCGUAGACCGCAAGCAUAUUUUGCUAGUAUGUAUAAUUUUGUCAAUUACUCUUUUACUCUCUCUUAGCUAUCUGUUUAGCAAUUAGCGUAACAAUAAGUAAGAUAAAAAAGUAGAGCAUAUUUGUAUAAAGAGUAGACAUAUCGUAAGAUAGUUUGAUAAACAUAUUGGUGCAGUUGUACUUCUCGACACAACCAAACAGUGGCUUACCGCUAUUUUGGCGUAAAAAAUACUUCUAAGCUUACACAACAAUCAAUUACGCAAAAUGAUCCAAUGCGUUUGUUUACAAAAUACAACGUAUUCGAAAAUAAACGAACUGUUGCAUAACAAACGAAA
Messenger RNA from Anopheles coluzzii, 6111 nucleotides. It is a transcript of the gene mthl5, whose product is annotated as probable G-protein coupled receptor Mth-like 5. Gene Ontology annotation, cellular component: membrane. Gene Ontology annotation, molecular function: transmembrane signaling receptor activity. Lineage: Eukaryota; Metazoa; Arthropoda; Insecta; Diptera; Culicidae. The record is from RefSeq and is a predicted model, not a curated record. The transcript is spliced from 4 exons. Bases 3790 to 5271 code for a protein of 493 amino acids. Gene Ontology annotation, biological process: cell surface receptor signaling pathway.